GUGGGGAAUUUAAUUUGAUAUCCAAUCUAUCCUCAGAUUAAAAGUGUAGUAAGAUCCAGGGAUUCGGAUAAGACUUCCACGUCAUCGUAUGACAUUAUAAAAUGUCACUACCUUUCUCCCCAAAUUCAGCACAAUCCAUUCUCAUUUUUACUCAUCGUCUUCAACCUUCAUUCAACCAAUCUUUCCUUCCUUCUCACCCUUGUUUGAUUCCUCGGGGAAAUUUGCAGUCGAAGCCCCCAAAAAAAAAAUGUUGGCCAUCUUCAAGAAAGGUGUGGUGAAUCCACCUCAGGAGCUCAACAGCCCAGCCUACCCUCCUUCCUCCUCCUCAUCUUCCUCCCCGCGGCCACCGAAGCUCCCGCACCAGAUCGUCGACGAAUUCCUCUCCUCCAACCCUUCCGAUUCCUUCUCGAUCAAGUUCCGCGACAAUGCCCUGCUCGCCUGCGUCCCACGCCGCAGCUCCCUCGGCGCUCACCAGAGGGUGUUCUGCGGAGUGAACGACGUCUACUGCGUGUUCACGGGCAGCUUGAUCAACCUCUGCAGCUUGAACAAGCAGUACGGCCUCUCCAAGGGCACCAACGAGGCAAUGUUCGUGAUCCAGGCGUAUCUCACCCUUCGUGAUCGCGGCCCUUACCCUGCUCACAAGGUCCUCAAGGACCUCGAGGGCGAAUUCGGAUUCGUCCUCUACGACUCCAAGUCGGGCCGGGUCUUUGCUGCUCGAGGAGCCGGCGAGGAGGGAGUGGGGCUGUACUGGGGAAUAGCAGCCGACGGCUCCGUCGUGAUUACAGACAACUUGGAUGGGAUGAAGGGGAGCUGCGGGAAGUCGUUUGCUCAGUUCCCCGCCGGGUUCAUGUUCGAGAGCGAGGAAGGGCUGACGAGCUUCGAGCAUCCGUGGAGCGAGAUCAGAGCCAUGCCGAGAAUCGACAGCGAGGGAGUCAUGUGCGGAGCUGAUUUCAAGGUCGAUCUGCAGUCCAGGGCUGCUACUGCUGGUAGUACAAUGCCGCGAGUCGGCAGCGAGGCCAACUGGGCUCUGGGCGGUUCACAAGCCUGAAAGUUCAUUUCUUCCUAGCGACUUUGAUGUAGAAUCUGAGAUCUAUCUAACUUCGAAUGUUGUUUCUUUGAUUAUGUUCUUUUUCUGUUGUUGAUGAUGUGCUGUUUUAGUUACGAGUCUUGGGUUUGUGAUGAUUUCAUGGUGGAAGAGAGAAAAAGGGAUUCGUCCCUGUAUAAUGUAAAUAUGUUCUAUGGUUCCAUUGAAUGAUUUUU
Molecule: messenger RNA, 1260 nt
Organism: Linum trigynum
Lineage: Eukaryota; Viridiplantae; Streptophyta; Magnoliopsida; Malpighiales; Linaceae
Source: the annotation of a GenBank genome assembly